Molecule: messenger RNA, 1589 nt
Organism: Cuscuta europaea
Lineage: Eukaryota; Viridiplantae; Streptophyta; Magnoliopsida; Solanales; Convolvulaceae
Source: the annotation of a GenBank genome assembly
UAUAAAUCGGGAUGUUCUCCACCUUGCUUAUCAUACACCAUUUCGCAUAUCAGAACUUGCAGUCAACUGAGCGUAUCCAUUAUUAAAAUUAUUUUAUAAUCUUCCUCGAAGCUGAGCUUUUUAGUGGCUUCGUGUUGAUUCAGCUGGAAGCGUAAUGAAUGGCGAGGGAUGUUCGUUGACGUCCUUAGCGGCGUCCGGUGAUAUCCCGGCGGCGGAUUCCAAUUGCAGAAUUUUCGGGAAAUACGAGCUGGGGAAGCUGCUAGGUUGCGGGGCUUUUGCGAAGGUUUAUCACGCCCGUGUAAUCAAAACAGGGCACAGCGUUGCGAUUAAAGCGGUGAGCAGACAGAAGAUUCUCAAAGGCGGCCAUGCGGACCACGUUAAGCGGGAGAUUUCUAUUAUGCGCCGCCUGCGCCACCCGCAUAUCGUGCGCCUCUCCGAAGUCCUCGCUACGAAGAAGAAGAUCUAUUUCGUCAUGGAGUUCGCCAAAGGCGGGGAGCUCUUCGCCAGGGUCGCCAAGGCCCGAUUCAGCGAGGAUCUCAGCCGGAAGUACUUUCAGCAGCUCAUCUCCGCCGUCGGUUAUUGUCACUCAAGCGGGAUUUACCACCGCGACCUGAAGCCGGAGAAUCUGCUACUGGACGAGAAUUGGGACCUCAAAAUCACCGAUUUCGGACUGAGCGCUGUGACGGAUCAGAUCCGGCCCGACGGCAGACUCCAUACGCUCUGCGGCACUCCGGCCUACGUCGCUCCGGAGAUUCUGGAGAAGAACGGAUACUACGGCGCUAAGGUGGACAUCUGGUCGUGCGGCGUCAUCCUUUUCGUGCUCAACGCCGGCUAUUUGCCUUUCAACGACACGAAUUUGAUGGCCAUGUACCGGAAAAUUUACAAAGGCGAGUUCCGGUGUCCGAAAUGGACCUCGCCGGGUCUGAAACACCUCCUUAAUCGUCUACUCGAUACGAAUCCGGAGACUCGAAUCACCGUGGACGAUAUCAAAUCCGAUCCAUGGUUCCGGACUGGAUUCGAAGAGGUCAGGCCCCGAAUCGAUUUCAAAUUCGAUUUCAGAAGAUCCGCCGGCUGCGACGGCGGAGAUUUAGAGGGAGAGAACAAUUACCUUAACGCAUUCGACCUCAUAUCGUUUUCCCCCGGUUUCAAUUUGUCUACCUUGUUCGACACUCACAUCGUCUUAAGCGACACCGAGCGGCUCCUAUCGGCCGAUCCGCCGGAAAAAAUCGUCGCCGGGAUUGAGAAGAUAGCUAGCCCAGAAGGGAUGAGUGUGACUGUUAAGGAUGUCGGUGUAAGGGUGGAGGGGCCUGAUGGUAAUAUCAUAGUGCUCGUCGAGAUUUACCGGCUAACGGAAAAGCUGGUAGUCCUGGAGGUUAAAUAUCCGCACGUGGCGGAUGCAUCUGGACUCGAUGUUUGUAGAGAUAAAGUUAGGCAAGAGCUUAAACUGUUUGUCUAUCAACCAGAAAGACAGGUCUCUGGUCAUCAUUAAUUCAUUAGCAUGAAAAUCACGUAAAUGAUUGAGAUUUUUUUAAAUUAGAAUGUUUUCUGUGAUAAUAAACUGUCAAAUUGUUCAUUGCAAACUUUAAACU